This is a messenger RNA of Eubalaena glacialis (North Atlantic right whale), 787 nucleotides long. RefSeq names its product glycine cleavage system H protein, mitochondrial-like. The coding region runs from base 9 to 530 and encodes 173 amino acids. The record is from RefSeq and is a predicted model, not a curated record. Gene Ontology annotation, cellular component: mitochondrion; glycine cleavage complex; cytoplasm. NCBI's taxonomy places the organism in Eukaryota, Metazoa, Chordata, Mammalia, Artiodactyla, Balaenidae. The transcript has a single exon. Gene Ontology annotation, biological process: protein lipoylation; glycine decarboxylation via glycine cleavage system.
CUGCGAACAUGGCGCUGCGAGUGGCGCGCAGCGUGCGGGCCGCGAUCUGCAGCCUGCGCGCCAUCUCUGCGUCCAACGCGCCCUGCCCGCCGCGGCCCUGGGGACUGCGGGCGGGCGCCGUCCGGGCGCUGCGCACCGGCCCCGCUCUGCUGUCGGGUCGUAAAUUCACAGACAAACAUGAAUGGGUAACAACAGAAAACGGUGUUGGAACAGUGGGAAUCAGCAAUUUUGCACAGGAAGCUUUGGGAGAUGUUGUUUACUGUAGUCUGCCUGAAGUUGGGACAAAAUUGAACAAACAAGAGGAAUUUGGUGCUUUGGAAAGUGUGAAAGCUGCUAGUGAACUCUAUUCUCCUCUAUCAGGAGAAGUAACUGAAAUUAAUGAAGCUCUAGCAGAAAAUCCAGGACUUGUCAACAAAUCUUGUUAUGAAGAUGGUUGGCUGAUCAAGAUGACACUCAGUAACCCUUCAGAACUAGAUGAACUAAUGAGUGAAGAAGCAUAUGAGAAAUACAUAAAAUCUAUUGAGGAGUGAAAAUGGAACCCCUAAAUAAACUAGUUUGAAACAACUUAAUCUAGCAUAGUUGUCUUAAAUUAGUGGUGGAUAGAUUUUUAAAAAGCAACUUUUAGCAAAAGAAACUACUUGAAACAAUGUUGCCUGAAGAAAAUACCCCUUAACUUCCUAGUGAUUUCAGAUAAACACUAUGCAUCUUUUUCACAACACCCUGUGAUUUUUAGGCUAGUCUCCAGUUAUAAUACUCAGAAUUCCUGAAAUUAUCUGUGGUAAAACUA